Messenger RNA from Ochlerotatus camptorhynchus, 4601 nucleotides. RefSeq lists its product as uncharacterized. Gene Ontology annotation, cellular component: neuron projection membrane. Lineage: Eukaryota; Metazoa; Arthropoda; Insecta; Diptera; Culicidae. The transcript is spliced from 8 exons. Bases 2237 to 3592 code for a protein of 451 amino acids. The record is from RefSeq and is a predicted model, not a curated record. Gene Ontology annotation, biological process: synapse organization.
AGUCGGUUGCAUGCCACCACGUGGGUCUCCGAACGGAUAGAUACCUUACUCCGGGGAUAUUCGUGUAAACAUUACGUUAAUCUUGUUGUGAGUGAAACGAAGCGAUGCAUUUGCUACGAAAAGCAUCUUUCAACGACCGCAGCGGGGGGAUGCAAACAGUUGCAAGUGCAAGCGAGUGCAUCUAAACGGAAGCAAGCGUGUAACUAAACACGGCAUUCGGGGUGUGUGUGAGUGUGUGCUUGUUGCUGCUGAUGAUGAAGAGCCUGCUACGUGCAACGCUUAGGAAUGAGGAAAAUGCAGUUAGCACUACUAUAGUGUUGUGGUGGCUUAGCGAGUAGACGAGUGAGCCGGACGUCUGGGAAAACGGGAGGCAGUGGAGAAAAGAAAAAUACAACCCGUAGUCCUAGUUGUGGGAGGAAAUACUUGUCCACUAAAAGUGACAUUUAUGUUCCAUAUAACGUGUGGAUAAUGAUUUAAGUGCUUGUGGCAAGGGCUCAUUACGUGGCACUUGAGAGGAUCCAGAAAUAGGAAUAAUGUGCAAGGUGGUGUGAAGUGCGAAAGGAAAAAAGUCAAGCAGAAGCAAGCAUUUUUCCGUGACAAAUGUGCUGAAGUGUGACUGAGUGAUACUGGUACGAAUUAGUCACCAGGGGAUUUGUUGGGUUUUGGAUACGGAACUACGCUGCAUGCUAGUGGUGUAGUAGCUGCUAGAGUGUUAUAGUGGUGAUUACGUUUGAUGAGGAUAUAUGCCAGCAGCAAGAUCAUUUUCCCGCAGAAGGAAAAAAAAAGCUGAAACGUCCUCAUCUGCAUGCGCAAUCAAGUGCAACAUCAAACCAUUUCUGGCGGAGCAGCCAGAACAUUGUGAAUGACAAUACAAUAAUCGUAAUCAUCAACUGAAGACUUUGAUGACACGAGCAACGAACGAAUGGAAACUCUGUUUUUCAGAUCUUGUACAUUAAUCUCACUCGAGAUCAAAUACACUGUGUAGAUCAAAGUGAAACGAAAUUCACCCAUUUCUCUCAGUUCCAUAAGGUGGCGGAAAACUAUCGCUAACGUGAAAUAUUGCGGCGUUAAGUGUCGUUCGGUGGUGCAAUCAUUCUCCGACGGAAAUUGCGUAAUUUCGUAACUUCAUAAUUCAGUGCAAAAGUGUAUAAGCUCUCCUCGGUGUGCGUCUGUAUCUAUCUGACUAGGCUUUCGGUCGAAAAUAAUAAAUAUUUACAUGGUACAACAUAAUUCCGACCAUAAUCCGACCUACACACUUCAUCAGGCUGGUAAACAGCACAUGGAUAGAUUUGCGUGAUUCCCAUCGUGUCGAGGUGAACAGUCAACAACGAAGACUGCUCCAUCCGGUUUCCAUCGCUUCUGGUGGAUGUAAGUUGGCAAUUAUUAAUCAACCGUAAAUGUGUGUGGAGUGUCUACGACGACGGCGUUUGUUUCCGGGAUUACCGAACCGGCAAAAGAUCACGGUUCCACUUCGUAAAUAGCGUAUUCCUUUUCGAAGCCAUUAUCGCGGAGGACAGCUGGAGUGAACUGAGCACAGAACAGAACCGCGAUAGCUGUGCAACAGGGAACCGUUUCUACAUAUGCUCAACUGCAAACGCUCUCCAUUUCCGGAACAUGUCCGCUCACAUUAUCCGCCCCUUCCCAUCAACCGGUAGUGUUCGCAAUCUAACAGGUGUAGAGAAAAAUUGUGUCAUCUUUUGUGACAGACGGUGUGCAUAAAAAAACAUAAAGUAGCAAUCUGCUGUGAAUUAAAUACGCAUACCUACAAGGACCGGAUUAUGUAAACAGGAGUGAAACCAGAUGACAAUCCCACCAUGUGGAUGUGUUGCGCAGCACAAUGUGGCAGCAGUUGGGUGAACAUCGACUGCGACACUUCCGGUACCUAUGCAGCGUGUCCCAGGAAAAUCAACCAAGGACGAGAGACGACGUCGGCAUAACAAAGCGCAGAAUUUUCCCCCCGAGUUGCAGUUUACCUUUUGUUCUCAUCUAAUAAUAAAUGCACAUCCAACGAAGCGACAGCAACAGAACACGACACACGUUUCAGGUGUAAUAUUACCCUGAAGCUCUGAACGCUGCGCUUCAACGAGGACUCGAGCACAACGCGCGUGGGAAAUUCCCCGGGAAAGUGAAAAAAAAACAUUGCAUUAUGGUAUAAAACAUAGCGAAUCAACGUGGGAUGUUAGAAUAAAUGACUAGCUAGGGAAAAGCUGGAGCACUGCAUGCUACAAGGAAUAAUAUGGCUCGACGAAACUUUGCCAGCUUCGGAUGCAACUGCUGCUGCAAUCAGAAGCAACUACUUGCUGUGAUAGUCGUUUUUACAAUCGUCAUGGGGGCACCACAUUCAGAUCCCAGCUCAAUGCCGGCCAACUAUCUGGCACCGGCAACGUCACAGGCAUACUUUGCUACUCGAAACAAUACCAAAGUUACGGCACAAAAGGGUGGCACAGCGCUGCUGCCAUGCACCGUACUGACACAAACUUCCGCCCUGGUAUCCUGGGUCAGGCGAAGAGACUUCCAGCUGCUCACCGUAGGAUUUUCCACAUACAGCAGUGACGAACGCUUCCUGGUGCACCAUAUCCGGCACAUGGGUCACUGGGCACUGCGGAUCAAGGCGGUUCGGGACGAGGACCGGGGUCUAUACGAAUGCCAACUGUCGGUGCACCCGGUGCAAUCGGUGUUUGUCGAACUGAAAGUUGUAGAAGCCGUUGCGGACAUCGUGGGAGCGCCGGAUUUGCACAUUGAUGAAGGCUCAACGCUACGGUUGGAGUGCAAACUGAAACGAGCCACCGAGUAUCCCGAUUACGUGUUCUGGUACCAUCAGCACAGCAUGGUAAACUUCGACCAGCAGAAUGGGUUUUCGGUGACGCCGUUCCAACCGGUUGAUAGCACAGCAUCAUCGGUUGACGUAGCGGAUGAGCCUUACCCGUCGUUACACGAAUCCCACAACAGACACCAACUGCACCAUCAUCUCCACCACCACCACCACCACCAUCACCACCAGCUACAGCAACAGCAUCAUCAGCAUCACUUGCACCUGCAUCGGAUGCCGCAGCAGGACCCAAUCCUGGACGAGGAUGAUGGCAGCUUUGGACUGAAUGCGCUCGAUCUGCUGAACUCAGCAGCUCUGAGCUUGGUGGAUUCCACACUGCUGGAUUCCGGUGAGUCACUGGCCACUGACCUCACCCCGGGAUUGCCCGCCGAAGAACAGCUGUACCAGUGGUCGCUGAACCAUAGUGGCUUCCUGCCCUACUCGCACAUUCUGUCGCCCGCCACCAGCGUCCUGACAAUCAUGGAGGUGCACUCGAAACAUGCCGGUAACUACACCUGUGCACCAUCCAACACGCGACCCGCCAGCAUCACGGUUCACGUGCUGCAAGGCGAAAAGCCAGCCGCUAUGCAGCACGCCAACCGGAGUCAGCUGGAAGAUGGCAAAGUGAAAUCCGCUUCUAGCAGUGGCAGUGCAGUAGCACACUGCCGCAGCCAUCAGCAUCCGUUUAUGGUACUUCCGGUGGUGUUGCUCCUGCUGUUUCUAGUGCAAAUAAGGCAUCUUUCUCCACUGCGGACGACCAACCCCUACCUGGUGAAUAGGUGAAAGCGAAGAGCCGGAUGCUGCCUCCAGCCAGCAACGGAGGACAAGGGCAACAACGCAACGGGAGGAGGCUACUCUCCGGUCAGCUAAAUUAGGUUAAACGAGAGCAAAAAUAUAAUAUGUAUCUCUGUGUUUGAAUACAAGCCGGCAUCCGUCGUCGUCGUCGGUGUCGGUCGGUGAAAAGCUGCUCCUUUGAGUUCAGCCAAGCUGAACCUCGGGUCUAGUGCAGAGUCGAAUAGGCAAGCAACCCUUUUCCGCAACAAUGCAAAAUGGAAGAGUCAAAAUAAAAUGAAAUGUAAAUUUAAUUUUAGGUUUCCUACCGCAGAUAGUAGCAUUUUAUAUAUAAAAGGAGAAUCUUUCUACGAAGACAGUAUAAUUUGAUUUUGGGGUCGCUUUCCUGUUUCCCGUUUGGUUAAGGUGGGUAAACAGAGCCCAGCUCUCCAGAUCGACAACCAAUGUAAAAAGUGUAUAACCAUGCAGGGUUGCUUUCAUUCACUUCGCUGUAACAAAUUAUUUUCGGAAUUAAUCAUAUUUUCGAGGAGUUUUUGAACGGCCUUCUACCAGCGAUUUCAAGAAAAUGAUUCUAGAUUUUUCAAGCUUAGCAUAAAUAUGACACUAUUUUCCUGAGGUUCUAGAUGAAAAAAUAUGAAAGUAUUGUCCCACGACAAAGUUCGAGUAGUGGGAAAUGUUAUUUCAAGCUGCUCGAAUAAUGCGAUCCAUUAUGAAAUCAUUAGAUGUUAUAAUUAUAUUUUGUUCUUGUAACUUACAAGUACAAACUAUCAUUAUAACAUCCAAUGAUAACAUAAUUUCGAAAAACUUUUUUAACAGCAAUGUGAGUGAAAGCAACCCUGUAAAUCAUGUAAAGCAAAACGUAUAUUUCUCUCCACGUUGACUAACAAAAUGUGAAUUGUUUGAAGAGUGUAUGAAAAAAAAAAUACAAAAUUGAAAAGUGUUAUUCAAUACUAGCUAGUGCAAAUGUUUCAACAAUCGAAGUCAAUAACACAUCUGGAAG